Rhododendron vialii is the source of this 1188-nucleotide messenger RNA. RefSeq lists its product as uncharacterized. The record is from RefSeq and is a predicted model, not a curated record. The coding region runs from base 1 to 1188 and encodes 395 amino acids. NCBI's taxonomy places the organism in Eukaryota, Viridiplantae, Streptophyta, Magnoliopsida, Ericales, Ericaceae. The transcript is spliced from 2 exons.
AUGGCAAACCAUGGCCCGAGUGGUUCCGGUAAAUUCUCUUUGGGCAAAAACAACGCUCUUGAAAGCAAGAUCGAUCAACUUGCCCGCAAAAUGGAGAAGAUGGAGUUGAAAGGGGCUCAAGAGGUCAAGGUUGUAAGUAAGGUGGAAGAGGUACGCAUAAUAUGUGAAGUUUCGGGGCAUUCCACCAAUGAGUGCCCUAACAUCCCCGCCUUCAAGAAUGCUUUCAACAGAAUUGCCCCCAAGGAGGUGAACACUGUAAGCCAACAUUAUGAUCCUUACUCUCAGACUUAUAAUCUGGGGUUGAGCCAAAAUCUGGCUUUUUGUUGGAACCAACCAAAUGAAGCUCGACGUUCAAGGUCCACUGCCGACUCAGAAUCAAACGUGGCGGCCUUCUCAAAGCCAAUGGCCGCCACAUUUCCCUCAAGCUCAAGGACCUCUAGGAUUUGUGCCUUCCUGACCUUUUCAAGGUUCGAAUCAAUUUCAACCACCACAAAGGCAAUCCUUGGAGGAUUUGAUGCAAGCGAGAAGAGAAAAUUCCCUUCCCAACCGCAAGUAAGUCCUCAAGGACAACAUGCGAUUGGUAGCUCUUCGGUGAUUAUCCCCGAGCAAGCCAAGUCCAUAAUCACUUUAUGGACUGGCAAGGCGGUUGAUAAUGCUAUUGUCAAUUCUGUGGCUACACCUAUUUUAUUGCCUCCCCCAGAGCCAUCAAAGCAAACAACACUUGGGGAAUCUCGCAAGCAAGCUCCGGAGGUUGAGGAAAGUGCUCACACUCCACAAGUCUCUCCCAUACCGGCACCCUAUCCUCAAAGAUUGAGGGUGCUAGUAAAUCCCGUUUCAAACACGACGGUGUAUGAACUCUUUAAGCAAGUCAAGAUCAACAUCCCUCUUUUGGAUGCCAUUAAGCAAAUACCCUCCAAUGCGAAGUUCUUAAAAGAUUUGAGCACCAAGAAGUGCAAGCUCAAUGUCCAAAAGAAUGUCUUUCUCAUAGAACAAGUGAGUUCAAUCAUCCAAACUAGCACUACCCCGAAGUACAAAGAUCCUAGGUGUCCUACCAUUUUCGUAAUGAUCGGAGGAAAGAGGGUUGAGCAAGCUCUUUUGGAUUUGGGAGCUAGCUCUGACUUGCUUUCGUUCUCGGUGUAUCAAGAACUUGGGUUGGGAGAAAUGAAGCCUACUCGGGUCACUCUUUAA